CCUUUCACAAUAAUUUUGUUUUAGCUAGCAAACAUGACCGACGCUAUCCAAAUUGAUGUUACAAAGUUAACACCUUUAUCUCACGAAGUCAUCUCCAAACAAGCUACCAUCAAUAUUGGUACUAUUGGUCACGUAGCGCACGGUAAAUCUACCGUCGUCAAGGCCAUUUCAGGCGUUCAAACUGUUCGUUUCAAGAACGAAAUGGAAAGAAACAUUACCAUCAAGUUGGGUUAUGCUAACGCCAAGAUCUUUAAAUGUGACAACGAAGAAUGUCCUAGACCUGGCUGUUAUAAAUCUUAUGGCUCGGCUAAGGAAGACAAUCCUCCUUGCGAACGUCCUGGUUGUGGUGGUACCAUGCAGCUCGUUCGUCAUAUCAGUUUCGUUGAUUGCCCUGGUCACGAUAUUCUUAUGACUACUAUGUUGUCAGGUGCAGCUGUCAUGGACGCAGCGCUUUUAUUGAUUGCAGGCAACGAAUCUUGUCCACAACCUCAAACCUCUGAACAUCUUGCAGCUAUUGAAAUCAUGAAACUUCAACACGUCAUCAUUCUUCAAAAUAAGGUCGAUCUUGUAAAGAAAGAAGCAGCUAAAGAACAGCAUGAGGAUAUUCUUGCAUUCGUUAAGGGUACCGUUGCUGACGGUGCUCCUAUUGUUCCAAUUUCAGCACAACUCAAGUACAAUAUUGACGCCGUCAAUGAAUAUAUCACUAAAAAGAUUCCUGUUCCAGUCCGUGAUUUCAGUGCUGUUCCUAGAUUAAUUGUUAUUCGUUCUUUCGAUAUCAAUAAGCCUGGUGCUGAUAUUGAGAACCUACAAGGUGGUGUUGCUGGUGGUUCUAUUUUGAAGGGUGUGCUUAAGAUCGGUGACGAAAUUGAAGUACGUCCUGGUGUCAUUAUUAAGGAUCAAGAGGGUAGAAUUCGUGCUCGUCCCAUCUUAUCUAAAAUCUUGACAUUGGCUGCCGAAACAAAUAAAUUACAAUUUGCUGUUCCUGGUGGGCUGAUUGGUGUUGGUACUCAAAUGGAUCCCACUUUAUGUCGUGGCGAUCGUUUAGUUGGUCAAGUGUUAGGCUAUCCUGGUACUUUGCCCUCUAUUUACACAGAACUUGAAAUUUCUUAUUUCUUAUUACGUCGCUUAUUGGGUGUUAAGACUGAUGACAAAAAGCAAGCCAAGGUUGCGAAAUUAACUAAAGGUGAACUACUCUUAGUAAAUAUUGGUUCCGUCUCUACUGGUGGUCGUGUUGUCGGUGUCAAGGCUGAUCUUGCCAAGAUUGUUUUGACUGGUCCCACUUGUACCGAAGUUGGUGAUAAGGUUGCCAUUUCAAGAAAGAUCGAAAGACAUUGGCGUCUUAUUGGUUGGGGUAAGAUUAAGCGUGGUACUGUUCUGGAAGCAGAAGCAAAUUAAAUUAGUAGUAGAUAGUUACAAAUAUACAGCACUUAAUUUUUUGUUGAUAAAGUUAAAAACAGCAAUAAAACACAUACAAUGUAAUUUUACACUUGUCAUAGAAAGGAG
Molecule: messenger RNA, 1503 nt
Organism: Mycotypha africana
Lineage: Eukaryota; Fungi; Mucoromycota; Mucoromycetes; Mucorales; Mycotyphaceae
Product: eukaryotic translation initiation factor 2 subunit 3
Exons: 6
Coding region: 34-1395 (453 amino acids)
Biological process (GO): formation of translation preinitiation complex; positive regulation of translational fidelity
Cellular component (GO): eukaryotic translation initiation factor 2 complex; cytosol
Molecular function (GO): GTP binding; GTPase activity; translation initiation factor activity
Source: RefSeq, a predicted model, not a curated record